AUGCACAGGAGGCAGAAACCCGGCGCUCCAGAGCGCCUCAGGGACCCCGCGUUGCGUGGAGCAGCUCCCUCUGUGUCCCACAGCGACUCGCGCUCCUUUUUCAACUUCUCUCAGCUGGUGCUCUCCGCCGGCCAGUUCAAAGCGCCGCCAGCGCUCAAACACUCAAAGAUCACUUACUUUGAGGUGGAGAUUCUCGAUGUGCAGAGCAAGAAGCAGAUCUGCAUUGUGGACAAGGUAUCUCCAUCAUCUACCCUUCUUGAUGUGAAACACAAAUUUCACAAAGCAUGUCCCCAGUGGUACCCUUCCCGUGUUGGCCUGCAACUAGACCGCAAUGGGCCCUACUUGAAGGAUUCCGUUAACAUUCAAAGUCUCGCCGUUUCCUCCAUCAUUACGCUGUAUUUUACAGACCUGGGUCAGCAGGUUGGGUGGACCACA
Molecule: messenger RNA, 435 nt
Organism: Mesitornis unicolor (brown roatelo)
Lineage: Eukaryota; Metazoa; Chordata; Aves; Mesitornithiformes; Mesitornithidae
Product: trans-2,3-enoyl-CoA reductase-like
Exons: 4
Source: RefSeq, a predicted model, not a curated record